AUGCAGUGUGGAGUCACGGAAAUAGAUGCGCUAUCGCGCAUCGCCGCUGGCCUGAUUGUCAGGGUUGGUUACGCGAUGGACCGGCUCUUGAGCCUCCUUCCAAGGACGGCUCCUCUACAGAUACAGGUCCCUGACAUCGCGACCACCAAGAUCGAGCCUCCCCGACUGGAAGAUAUCGCUAUACAAAAGGCUCUUAAUGAGGUCCUUGAGUAUUAUACAGUUCACCAGCCUAAGAAUACAACGAAAAACUAUGAGCCAAAGCAGAAGGAGUGGAAGGCCUGGUGCAAAAAGAUGGGCUUCAAGGAAGGCGGUAGAUAUCUUCCAGGAGACUAUGUUGACGAAGGGAAGCUCCUCCUCUUUAUUAAAGAGGAAGUUACCAGCCGCCCUCCACGCCGCAGACGGAGGCUCAAGGCAGAGAGGAAGCGCAAGAGAACAGCAGCAGCAGAAAUACUGUCAGAAGGGCCUCCCUCUAAGCGGAAGAGAGAGAAGAUCAGUGUUCCCUCUAUGGCAUUUGAAGAGCUACCUGUUGAGAGCAAUGAUGACAAGGCUUGCUCUGAACUUGUCCUAAUAUACAAUACUGUACGAAGCUAUUACUCUGCUAUUAAUAAGCUCUGGGCACAUCAGACCUCAUUAGGCCUCCAUAAUGUAGUGCGACCACAGAGGAUAGCUAUGACUACUCUGAAGACAUUGAUUGCCCAAGGCCAGCACCAACGCCAACAUGAUGAGUUUACGGACCGUAGGCUAGCUACUAUACGAGAUGGAUAUGUUGCUUCUCAGAUUCCUGAUCUUACAAGAAAGGUCUAG
Talaromyces stipitatus ATCC 10500 is the source of this 804-nucleotide messenger RNA. RefSeq lists its product as uncharacterized. NCBI's taxonomy places the organism in Eukaryota, Fungi, Ascomycota, Eurotiomycetes, Eurotiales, Trichocomaceae. Bases 1 to 804 code for a protein of 267 amino acids. The record is from RefSeq and is a predicted model, not a curated record. The transcript is spliced from 2 exons.